This is a messenger RNA of Dama dama (fallow deer), 1191 nucleotides long. RefSeq names its product small ribosomal subunit protein eS4, X isoform-like. Gene Ontology annotation, molecular function: structural constituent of ribosome; RNA binding. The record is from RefSeq and is a predicted model, not a curated record. Lineage: Eukaryota; Metazoa; Chordata; Mammalia; Artiodactyla; Cervidae. Gene Ontology annotation, biological process: translation. The transcript is spliced from 3 exons. The coding region runs from base 301 to 1092 and encodes 263 amino acids. Gene Ontology annotation, cellular component: ribosome; cytosolic small ribosomal subunit.
CCCACCGCGCCGGCCACGGGGAAGCGGCUGAGGCGGUUGCGCGAGGCGGUUGCGCGCGCCGCUGGCGGAGCAGUCUCUUUCCUCGCCUGCUGGGGGCUGGGCCUUGAAAGCCGCGUGGAGUUUGUAUUGUCCAACUCGCCGGCUCCUGCCGAGCGCCGUGCCCCGCACGUCUGUUUUCUCCUUUAAUCGUCACGGCCAGCCUCUGAGGGACCUUCUAAUCCCCACCGCACAGGUACCGGCAGCCACUAAUCUGCCUUCUAUCUUUGUGGAUUUGCCUGUUCUGGAUAUUUCAUUGCAGCUAUGGCUCGGGGUCCCAAGAAGCACCUGAAGCGCGUAGCAGCUCCAAAGCACUGGAUGCUGGAUAAGCUGACCGGCGUGUUUGCACCUCGUCCAUCUACCGGUCCCCACAAGCUGAGGGAAUGUCUCCCCCUAAUCAUUUUCCUGAGAAACAGACUUAAGUAUGCCCUAACAGGAGAUGAAGUGAAGAAGAUUUGCAUGCAGCGUUUCAUUAAGAUCGAUGGCAAAGUCCGCACCGAUGUAACCUACCCUGCUGGUUUUAUGGAUGUCAUCAGCAUUGAUAAGAUUGGAGAGAAUUUUCGUUUGAUCUAUGACACCAAGGGUCGCUUUGCUGUUCAUCGUAUUACACCUGAGGAGGCCAAGUAUAAGUUGUGCAAAGUGAGAAAGAUCUUUGUGGGAACAAAAGGAAUCCCUCAUCUGGUGACCCACGAUGCUCGUACCAUCCGUUAUCCUGAUCCCCUCAUCAAGGUGAAUGACACCAUUCAAAUUGAUCUGGAGACUGGCAAGAUUACUGAUUUCAUCAAGUUCGACACUGGUAACCUGUGCAUGGUGACUGGUGGUGCUAACCUGGGAAGAAUUGGCGUGAUCACCAACCGGGAGAGACACCCAGGUUCCUUUGAUGUAGUUCAUGUGAAAGAUGCCAAUGGCAACAGCUUUGCCACUCGGCUCUCCAACAUCUUCGUUAUUGGCAAAGGCAACAAGCCGUGGAUCUCUCUUCCCCGUGGAAAGGGUAUUCGCCUUACCAUUGCUGAGGAGAGAGACAAGAGGCUGGCAGCCAAACAGAGCAGUGGAUAAAAUGAUCUCUAUGUAACAUGAUUAGAAGAGUCUUUGUACUUAGUUAAAGAUAAUAGCACAUAAAAAAAUAAAGUUGUUUCCAGUCUGCUGCCAAUAAUA